AGACAGAGGAAGUGCCUGAUGACCCGCUGAAACUUGGAGUCCAUUGACAUUAUUAGUUGGUCCUUUUCAUUCAGAAUAACGCAGAGGAAAGGAAAACAGCUAAGUGCAGGUGACACCAUGGUGACGGAGGGGGAGCCAACAGAUUUUGUUAAAGUGUUGCACCUCCUGGUUCUCUCUUUCACCUGGGGCAUGCAGCUUUGGGUUUCCUUCAUUGCAGGCUUUGUGUUGAUUCGGCAGGUAACUCGGCACACCUUCGGCCUGGUGCAGAGUAAGCUUUUCCCGGUGUACUUCUACUGCGUGCUGGGAAGUAACUUUGUCAGCCUGGCUGUGUAUGCUGUGUACCAUCCCAGAGAGCUGCUGGACUGGCAUGAAAGUGUACAGAUGCUUCUGUUCUUCGUGGCGCUGAUCACUGCAGGUCUGAACGCCCAGUGGUUUGGCCCAGAGACCACUGAGCUGAUGUUCCUGAUGAGGGAGGUAGAGAAGGAGCACAACCUCGGCGAAGAGAUUGGCCUGGGCAGCCAGAAAGAGGCUUACGCCAAGCUCAAAGAGCAGGAUCCCAAGUACAAAGCCUACAGGAGCAAGUUUGGCAGUUACCAUGGGUUGUCCAGCCUCUGCAACCUGAUAGGAUUCCUCUGCACCACAACUAAUUUGGUCUACACAGCUUUGAAUUUAGCCACCAUUUAAAGACAAUAUUUUAGUUAUUAAAGAAAAGAUAAAGAACCAAAAUGCCGUGCACACUUUUGUACUUUGUUAUCUAACAGUGUUUCUGGGUCAGAACACUGAUAAAUGUGCAGGAUUUGUUGGUUCUUUUAUCACUUUAUGAUACAGUAGGGUUAGGACACACACUCAUACGACUUGGAUUGGAAGUACUUUAAUUUACAAAAUCAUUUCGCCAACUGUUUCUAUAUCAUAUCAGUGUUGAAUAUGAAGUGUGAAUCAUAAAUAGCAGUAUAUGUGACAUUUUGUAAAUGUAAUUACAGAGAAUUCUGCAUCACUUUAUCUGCCCCAAGUGUCCUUAUGUGCAAGAACUAUCUCCAGUGAGCAUGCAGAACUCAUCAUGUGCUCUUCACUGCUGUCAGUUAAGCACUCUUAACCGUUUUAAUUAAAUAUGUUUUUUUUUUUAUCUUGUAUAAUUUUAUUUUAUUUUUUGUAUUUUUUUUUUUAAUGUAGUUGGUUUUAUUUCUCAGAAAGCAAAGAAAAGUACCAAGCGACAUGGAAGCAAUGCACGUCCCUCCCCAGUAGGGGGCGAUAUUUGGACAAAGCUUUCAGAUCCAUUGUAGCACACAACAUAAUGCUAUUUCAUGUGCACCAUGACAUUCUUGAUCUUGUAGUGCAUUUUAAACUUGUCACCACUGUUUAAUGAAAACUAUGACUGGAUGAUUAAAGUGUUGUUUUGAUUUUUCCAUUUGGA
Messenger RNA from Neolamprologus brichardi, 1411 nucleotides. It is a transcript of the gene tmem205, whose product is annotated as transmembrane protein 205. Lineage: Eukaryota; Metazoa; Chordata; Actinopteri; Cichliformes; Cichlidae. The record is from RefSeq and is a predicted model, not a curated record.